AUGGCAGACGAACUUUCUUUACCACGAUUGAUAAGAGAUAAUACAAAUUCUACUUCUACGUUCACAAAAACAAACUUGUCGCGAAAACGCGUCCACGAUACUCCCCCUCCUGAUUCAAGCGAUCCUCCAGUAUUCUCUAGCGACGAUGACCCCUCAGUAGAAAAAUACUCACAGAAGAGGACACGACGGAAGCAGAAAUUUAGAGGACCUUGGUUUGAUCAACAGCUAGCUUCCGAUUCGGCCUUUGAGGAUGAGCCUUUGGACCGCAAAGUCCCCAUAAGAAACAAGAGAACACUGAAUAAGAAAGUUGACAGCGGGGUGUUCAUGGGUAGUGAUGGUACGGAUAUAGAAGAUUUAGUCAUGGAGAAUGGAAAGAAGGCAUGGCCAAUUCCUGCGCCAUCACCUCUCAAGUCAAGAAUUGUAGUCGAUACUCCUAGAGACAUUCAUGCACAAAAAAGGAUUGAAAAAUGCCUUGAAGAUGGAGAAGAAUACGUUGAUCUAUCUCGUAUGGGUCUUGAUCACCUUGAAAAUUCCACAAUACGCCCCUUAGGAACUUUCGUUAAAACCGCAGGCGGUUAUGCCGUCGAACCUCAUCUGAGGAUAAUCCUUUCAGCCAAUGAGCUAGUCAAGCUUCCCGCCGAGUUAUUCAACCUAAAUCGUUUAUCUACCCUCAGUUUACGAGGCAAUAAUUUGGAGGAAAUACCACCCAGUAUCGGAAACUUGAAAAGAUUAGAAGAUUUAAACAUUGCCCAAAACAACCUGGGAUAUCUCCCUUUUGAAAUUCUUGACCUUCUUGUCGGUGGACUUAACUCGAUGCCGAUCGAUUUCAACACACAGCCAUUAUCUGAAAGUGGCAGGACUGCAAGAUUAUAUGAUUUCCAGCUACAUCCAAAUCCAUUCUACCUCCCAAUGGCAAGACCCGAGAGUACUGAGAACGGCGCACCACAUUUUGAGAUUGAUCUACAGCGCCAAUCACCAUUAAUAUCCCCAUUAUUUCCCACUGCAGAAGAUACGAUAUCUCUACCUCUGAAUCGUGAUACACCCGGUCAUAUAUUUCACCAGUGGCAUCAAGGCACUCUACCUCGCCCAAGCACACCAAUCUCGGGUGGCGAGAAGUGUUCCUUGUCAUAUCAAUGUAGGACAGAAGUCAGAUUCCUUGACGCUUUUGGACAGCUUAUAAAAGGGCCUAUGUUCCCUUCUGAUCCUCGAUGGAAUGACAUGGGAAGGCAUAUCCAACUGCCCAUUGCAAGCCUGGGUGAUAUUCCGCAGCCCCCUGCGGUACAGUCUCGCGUCCAAAGUCUAGUAGAGAAAGCUUUACAGGCAUGUAUUCGUCAUCCUGAACUCACACGUCUCGAAUCUCACAUGGAAUACAUUCCGCCUCGCAUUCCAUCAGUACUCCGAAGAGCAGAAAACGUCCAUUAUUCCGGGCCAACCUUAUGUACUAUUUGUGGCACCAGGUUUGUAGUUCCUCGCACGGAAUGGAUAGAAUGGUGGGAGAUUGAGAAGGUAUCCAAGAGAGAUCGUAUGAACGCGGUUUCAAUGAAUGGUCCUACACCCGGACGUGUAGUUAAUGAGAGGGAUAUUGUCGAAAAAUUGGUACCUUUGAUGCGGAAAGGCUGCAGUUGGUUAUGUUUGCCACCAUUAUUUCUUGAUGGGUUAAAUCAUCAGCCUUCCGCUGCUGGUAAAGACGAUGCCAAAAUCGCCAUGAACAUAGACACCAAUGUUUAA
Molecule: messenger RNA, 1728 nt
Organism: Botrytis porri
Lineage: Eukaryota; Fungi; Ascomycota; Leotiomycetes; Helotiales; Sclerotiniaceae
Exons: 3
Coding region: 1-1728 (575 amino acids)
Molecular function (GO): protein binding
Source: RefSeq, a predicted model, not a curated record